UAUGAAUUUAUCUGCCAGAUCUUAUAUGCCAACCUAAAAAUCCAUUUCACCUUUGAUUGAUCGGAAUACUAAAAAGCGUACUCUCACAAUUUAAGAGCUUACAAAAUCUUCUAAGAGCACAAAUAAAAUAAUUACAGAAAAAUCCACUGAAAAAAAAUUGAUUUCCAAUAGUUCUUAAGAAACUUCAGAAACCUGUUUAACUAGAAAUGACUCUGCAUAAGACAACAAUAGAUUAUAGUAAUUGAAAAUUAGAGUUUUAACGUACAUAUUUAUAUCUCAAAAAACUUAGCGAAAAAGUCUAACAGAUUGAAAAAUUUGAUCUCUGUAAAACUACCCUCUUGCUCAAAGAACUCCAGUACUAUCGUGCUAAGCCUCUAAAUAGUUCAAAUACUUCUGUAAUGGCUGCUUUGGCCUUAGCACGUACCUGAUGUUUUAAGAAUUACUUUUUAGAUACUUAUAAUUAUAAUACAUAAC
Paramecium sonneborni is the source of this 474-nucleotide messenger RNA. The record is from the annotation of a GenBank genome assembly. Lineage: Eukaryota; Ciliophora; Oligohymenophorea; Peniculida; Parameciidae.